This is a messenger RNA of Diaporthe citri, 1041 nucleotides long. RefSeq lists its product as uncharacterized. The transcript is spliced from 2 exons. Lineage: Eukaryota; Fungi; Ascomycota; Sordariomycetes; Diaporthales; Diaporthaceae. Gene Ontology annotation, molecular function: S-adenosylmethionine-dependent methyltransferase activity. The coding region runs from base 1 to 1041 and encodes 346 amino acids. The record is from RefSeq and is a predicted model, not a curated record.
AUGAAAGGACGGACACAAAGUCCAGAAACCGAAGCACCCCAAAAGUCCACCUAUACCUCAGUCCCGGCGACUUGUGGAUGUGGCAACGUGAAGCUGUUGAUUCAACGCCCUCAGCAACUGUUGGGCACGGGCGACAAGAGCCAGAAAGCAGUCCAGCUCCCAUGGUCCCCAUACCCUGAUCUUAUGUUCCCUUACAAGACAACCCCAAAGGACAAACUGGACAAUCCUUCAGACGAGAAGUGGUACCUUCGCAAAACAGGCGGAGAAUCUAAAUAUAUGGCCGGUACAUGUGCUUGUAAGUCAUGUCGGCUCAUCACAGGCUACGAGAUACAGACCUGGGCUUUCAUCCCGAGAGUGGCCAUCAGUAUCCUCAUAUCGCCAGACUCUGCCACUACUGGAUCAGCAUCGAAUAUCUCUGCCAGAGAUACGACACAAAACGCCGAAUCUUCUUACAUCCCUCUCGACUUCGAAGUGCUCGGGAGUCUACCAGACCAGCGAAACCCGCUUCGGACCUAUGAGUCUUCCCCAGGAGUCCUUCGCGAAUUUUGCCACGGAUGCGGUGCCACGGUCUUCUGGCAUUCGAAGAGUGACGACCCGAAUGUCACAAAGGUAUACGACUAUCGCACUGCGCAAACCUGCGCGGCGUACCUCAUUCCAUACCUCGACCCGCAUUUUGAUGCCCUCGACGUCAGUAGUGGGCCAGGCGGCAUUAUCAGGGACCUCGCGCUGAUUUGCUCACAGGGACAUACUCUGGGUCCUGACAUGUCCCAGGGCGUUGUCUUGCAGGCUGAAUCCAAACACAAAUAUCAGGCGGGAAAUCUUUCAUUCGCCGUUGGAAACGCGGAGGACCUGUCUCAGUUCCUGGACAACAGCUUCGAUGUCGUCCACUCUCACAUGGCCAUCUUCCACCUUCGCGAUCCAGCUCAGGCCUUCAGGGAGUUCAUCCGGGUUUGUAGGCCCGAAGGUGUGGUGGCAACGCGGGACCCGGGCAAUGAAUGGUCCGUGACGGAUGUCAAGCCAGACUUGCCUGUGAUACGCUAG